Biomphalaria glabrata is the source of this 3520-nucleotide messenger RNA. RefSeq names its product mucin-like protein. Gene Ontology annotation, biological process: cell-matrix adhesion. Gene Ontology annotation, molecular function: calcium ion binding. Lineage: Eukaryota; Metazoa; Mollusca; Gastropoda; Planorbidae. The coding region runs from base 17 to 3520 and encodes 1167 amino acids. The record is from RefSeq and is a predicted model, not a curated record. The transcript has 19 exons.
CCCAAUCAGUCAGGAUAUGAGGCGACAGAAGAAUAGAAGCCCCUCCAGAAGGAUUCGUGAAUCUGAUUUGAUGGAGGGAAGGAGUUAUAAAAACAUUAGAGGAUACAAUACGCUAGGAAAUUUAGAGACCAACUGUUUCCAAAGUGGAAUAGAAAAAAGAAAUGAGUCACCAGAGAAGACCAAUACUCCGAAGAAGUUUAGAAAUACAAAGCACUCUGAAGAUUCAUGGUCCAAAGAAGGAGAUGUUAGUGAGGAUGAUGAAUCAAGCAGCCACCCUCCCUGUCACCAGUCUCUCUCAACUCUCAGUUCUGAAGGUGUGUUGUCUGAGGAGGACAUGACUAGCAAUCGCUCUGGUCAUCAAGAUGGCAGUGGCGGUAAUGGCUUGUUGUCUACGGGCAGUGCAGAAAAUUUACAAGCAGAGCUGACAAAGUUUACAAAUAUACCUGAUGGGUUGUCCGACAGGGAGAAGACUGUCAGGAAGAUGAAGAAUAAAGUCAACUCCCCUGACAGAAUAUUUGAAACAGAAGUCAAUACUUUCCAAGCUAUCAUUGCCAGUAAUGGUACAACAAGCUAUGCUAUAUCAAUGUACCAAAAAGGUGGAAUGAAAUGGGAGUUUGUUCCAAAUAGAAAUAUUUAUGUUGGACAUGUCUCUGACAAAGCCCUUAAAGAUUACAAACUAACAUUUUCGAGAAAAACAGUUAGUCUUGGUUCUGAUAUUGGAACAGCAGGUCGUGAAGGCACUUACAUUGAUAUUGUUGGUGCUUCUGAAAACUCAGCACAAAACUGUCUAGACUUUUACUACAAAAAUUUGUAUCUUGUUAGUAACACACAGUUUCAAAACAAUAUCAGGUCACUGUUGAAAUGCCCAUGUAGUUUAGAGAGACUGGACUACCAGUGGACACUUGUUGAAAAGAGAAGCAAUGACAACAUUUACUGCUAUGCAAUAUCUUCCAUUUACAAGAGAAGGGAACUACCAAAUAACUCUUUAAACAGGCUUUGCUGUUACCAAUAUAAAAACCCAACUAGUAACAGUUGGGAAGCAACACAACAAGCUGCUAGAGAAUCAUUCUAUGUUUCUGGUGUAGCAGAUUCUGGAAACAUUUUAACAGAAAGUCCUUUCCCAGAGAACAGACGUCAGUCUUUGGAGAAAGAUUUAACCCCCAAGAUUUGGUGUUGUCAGGAAUCAGAUCUUUGUGAACUCUACAGUAAAGUUCGGCCUGACCCUGGGUGUACUUUAGACUCACCUUUUAUCUCUGCUUCCUCAUUUGGUGAUCCUCACAUUAACACAUUGGAUGAUAACGAGUAUACACUAAAUGGAUUGGCAGAGUAUAUUAUGCUUAAUGUUCCUGAAAAAUUUAUGAUGCAGGCAAGAACGGAUCGUGUAGCGCUAUCGAAUGAAUCAUUUACCAAUGCCACAGUGUUUGUAGCUUUCGCCGUCAGUGAGGACAAUCGCUCAUCUACAUUACAAGUUGAACUUUCCCUGAAGAAAACUUCCAUGAUUAUCUAUGCUGACACUAUAGACUUCACUACUGACUUCUAUAAGACCUCCGCCUUCAAGCAAACUCUAAAGAAUUUCGUCAUUUUGAGAGAAGAUAGUGGAAAUAAAACAAGACUGGUGGCAUCCUUUACAACUGGUAUAACAUUGAAAAUAUUUAUGGGUUUACAAAGUCUUGAGUUCACAGUACAAGCUGACAUUAAGUUACGAAACCAAACCCAAGGACUUCUGGGUAACUUUGAUGGGAAUCCAAACAAUGACUUUAUCCUGCCGAAUGGUACAGUGUUGACAGCUAAUCAGACUAACACAGAGAGGAAAAUAUUUGAAAACUUUGGAAAGAUGUGGGAAGUAAGUGAUAACGACACUGUCUUCGAUUACAAUUUUGGGGACACUGCAGCUACUUACAGACAUCCAGAUUUUGUUCCAAUGUUUAUAGAAGAAGUUGAUCAAGUAAAACUAGCAGCAGCUCAAGCUAAAUGUGGCUUUUCCAAUGUUGCUUGUAAAUUUGAUUAUAUUGCAACUGGAAAUGAUGAAUUUGCUAAAAACACUAAGAACACAAAAUUAGAGACUAGUGCUGCUGUUGCAUCUCUUAAAAACAGUUUACCUGUACUCAACUUGAAUCAAAGUUUGAACAAUGACAGCCAGUGGGAGGUGACAGAAAACAGAACAAACGCCAUAAGAGUUGUAGCAACAGAUGCAGAUAAAGACAAUGUCACUUAUAAACUAGUCAGUCCAUCACCUAGAGUCAGUGUAUCGGGUGAUGGUAUUAUUACCUACAGCCCUGAUGUUAGCAACAUUGUUUCCAUUCAAGUCUAUGCCGUAGAUUCCAAAGAUGGCCAGUCUAAUAUAAUCACUAUACCCACUGCAACAUGUAGCAACUGUAGUGGACAUGGGCAGUGUGAUAAUAGCAGAGUACUUACUGUUUCUGAUACUUCAAUUUUGUUUGCCUGCAACUGUUUUCCUGCUUAUACAGGAGAUUUUUGUAGUGAGAACUAUAAUGCCUGUAGAGCUAAUCCUUGUGCUGUGGGUCAAAGCUGUACAGACCUGACACCGGAACAACAAGGUAUGAAUCAGACAGGCUAUGUGUGUGGACCUUGUCCAGUUGGAUUUGAAGAGCAAGGGGGCAGAUGUAUAGACAUCAAUGAAUGUAAAGAUAAUUUGACAUGUCCACAAGGAUGUGAAAACACUGUUGGAUCCUACAUUUGUAGCUGUAACAUUGGUUUCAGAUUGAAUACACUCAACACAAGCAUUUGUGAUGAUAUCAAUGAAUGUGAAGAGAACAUAGAUGACUGCUCACAAACUUGUGUCAAUGCAAUUGGAAGUUACUCUUGUAAUUGUUUCAAUGGAUAUACUCUCCAAAGUGGAGUUUGUGAAAAAAAUUCAAGUAAUGUAGAGCUGUGCCAAGCCCUGAAUUGUUCCCAGCUAUGUUUUGUUAACAAUGGUAUAGCAAGGUGUGAUUGUCAAGUGGGGUUUGCACUUCAGGGAGAUAACAAAACAUGCACAAAUAUAGAUGAAUGCAGUCUUGCCAAGAAGCCCUGUAGUCAAAUUUGUACAGACACUUAUGGCAGAUUUACUUGUUCCUGUUAUGCUGGUUUUAAACUAGGAGCAGAUAGAACUUCUUGUACAGCUUGUGAGAAGUCCUUCUAUGGUGUCAACUGCAAUCAAUCCUGUCAGUGUAGUGGGCACGGGACAUGUGAUCCUGUCAGAGGCUGUGUAUGUGACAUAGGCUGGGAGGGAGUCAACUGCAACAAUGAUAUUGAUGAGUGUACACUAAGGACAGACAACUGUUUGAUUGGUGAUGUUUGUGUUAAUGCUUUGGGAAGCUAUUCCUGUGUUUGCCCUAUUGGAUAUGUUAGAAAUGGAACUUGUCAAGAUAUAAAUGAAUGUGUUGAUCCUGCCCUAAACAACUGCAACCCACUUAUUGAAGAUUGUGUCAAUAACUUUGGUAGUCAUGUCUGCAACUGUAAGCCUGGAUAUGCAAGAAAUGAUAAAGGGGACUACAUUAGUAUGUUCCACAUCAAAUAA